UCUUUAUUAUCUUCAUUCUGAUUUAACAAUUAAAGAAUAUUUUUUAUGUACUUUCAUUGUUCUUUAAUGAACAAAAAUCCAUAUUUUUUUAUUUGGCUAAGUAAGUGUUAUUACAAAAAAUAAUGGAAAUUUUACGACAAAUUUAUUAAAGAAUCCCAACACGUUCAUAUGUAUCUAAGUAUUUUCUUUAUAUGUAUAUUGUGUUGUGAGAUGGCAGGCUUUCUCUCCGAAUUAAAUCGACUCAUGCCGUUUAAUUUCAGUCUUAAAUCGUACCACUCGGUCCUGCCACGUUUAUUUGUAUAUUUAUUUAAUAAUAAAUAGACAAAAAAAACAUAAUAAUUACAACUUGUUCCUUACUUGAGCAAGGGCUGAGACAUACAUUUUGCGGCUGUAAAACACUUCGUUUAAACAUAAUGUGAAACAGUUCCCCACAAUAACUUCCCAUCUAUAUCUUGUUAGCGUUUAAGUCAGCAGAUUUUUACUCAUAUUAGACAUGUUUAUCAAAUAAAAAUGUUUUAUUGUUAAAUAAGUAAGUGGUAUUCUUUUCUGUCCUUUAAUCUAACUAACGAUUAGACAAAUAAAAAAUUUAAUAAGUACACAAUCACAUUAUUUAUUCAUUUUAUUGCUAUUUUAAUAAGUUUUUAUAACUUUAGUUCUUGUUAUUGGUAUUUUAAUGAAAGCGAUAUACUGAGAGUAUUGAAGUCAUUAAAUGACUUAUCUUUGGACGAGUCACAGAGACUUUUAUGAAUUAAAAAGUAACUUGAGUAUGACAAAAACGAAUUAAAAAGUAAGACACCAGGAAAUAUUUUUGAACAAACAAUAUUUAUUUAAAAAUAUAAUAAUAUUUAACAUAUUGCACUUAAAAAUUAGGUACUAGGUAAUAUUUUAAAGUGUUUAAAAAAUUGUCAAUCCCAGGUAUUCAAGAAAAGAGGACGGUCACUUUCGAGAGUUGAUUGUAGAGUCAAAGAGCAAUAAAUAAAACGCAAAUAUGGAGUGGUCAAAUGAGAAAGCGCUCGAGUUUAUACAAUUAUUUCGCACGGAACCUUGUCUUUGGGAUCCACAACUAACACUUUACAAAAACCGCAGCGCCCAACAUGACGCCUGGCGUCGAAUCAGAAAUGGAUUACCGUUUCCAACCACCAUAGAUCAUUUGAAAAAGAAAAAAGAAUCUCUCCUGGGAUAUUACCGUAUCCAUUUGAACAAAUAUAAGAAAUCAUUAAAGUCCGACGGUGAGGUUUACAAAACUAAUUGGUUUGCGUUUGAAGCUAUGGACGAUUUCUUGAGACCCGUAUACGACGGCAAAAACACAUCGAACACGGGGGGUGUAUCAGAUGCCACGGCAUCAGAAGCUUCUGAAGAUCAAGAAACCGAUUCGCAAAUAGGUUAUCCUUCACCAACCACGUCACAUGACGACAGUUCUUCGAGCCGAGCACCAAAACGCCAAAACACUUCACUACCCAACAACCAGCCAACAGAACAACAUUUUAUUAAGAAAAAAAUAAUACCAGAACUAAUUGCAGCCAAAAAACAAAUGGACGUUGCCUUCGAUUGCAUGGAAUCCAUAACGCAAAAGCAAAGAAAAGAAUUUGAUGAAUACGACCAUUUUGGGCUGAUGAUAGCGGCAAAGAUUAGAAAAAUUAACGACUCGUUCGACAGAGAGGCUUUAAUGAAUACCAUUCAGAAUUUAGUAUUUGAAGCGAUAACGAAAAAUGAUUCUUCAUGUUUAUCACAUUCACAGAAUGGUCGACAGAGCAGGUCCUAUUCUCCAUCGGAGACGAAAAUGUCACCGUUAGUCAUAAUAGAAGAACGAUAGUUCAUGUCAACAGGAAUGUAUUGUAUUUCUUGGCUUUCACACGUAACUAAGAUCCUCCAUUGAAAUUGGUAUCAGUCAAGCCGUACUGUUCUAGGUGUGAAUGAAGGAACAUGUUGAUGAAGCAACAUUAUAAUAUUUUUUAUUGUUUAUUCACACAAUAAACUUCUUUAUUGACUCUUGAAACGAGGUCCUUCAAAUACGAUCGAUGUUAAAACAACAAGUACCCAAUUGCAUUGAACAGAUUUGCUAUCUAUCAAGGAUCAGGAAGACGCCUUUUACAAUUGGCUAACAUCGGUAGCAUGUAAACACUAUCAAACAAAAACGCAUUCGUUAGGUUCGUUCCUAUUGUAUUUUUCAGAUUUUUUGUACAUAUCUAUUUGAUAAAAAUAAAAUAGUGAUAAAUAUA
Molecule: messenger RNA, 2219 nt
Organism: Manduca sexta (tobacco hornworm)
Lineage: Eukaryota; Metazoa; Arthropoda; Insecta; Lepidoptera; Sphingidae
Exons: 2
Coding region: 989-1813 (274 amino acids)
Source: RefSeq, a predicted model, not a curated record